AUGACCGACGUCGAGCAUCAAGAAACUGCCACCGGAGAUCCUGUCACCAGGAGAUCCUCCGUCAAUGGCAGUUCCAGUCUUUCUGACAACCAAGUCGACCUCGCCCACGAAAUCGAGAAGAAAGACUCCGUUCGCUCUGACGGCAAGCGCGAACUAACGGAAAAGGACUGCUAUGAAGUCCUGGCUUACUCAUGGCCGCGAUGGAAGAAAUGGACAUACCUUGUGGCCGUUGCAUUCGUGCAGGUGUCCAUGAACUUCAACACAUCGGUUUUCCCCAAUGCGGUUAAACCUUUGUCGAAGGCCUUUGAGAUCGGCCAGCAGGAGGCGCGUACUGGACAGAUGAUCUAUCUUGUCCUCUACUCAUUCGGGUGUGAGCUGUGGGCUCCCUGGUCCGAGGAGUUUGGUCGCUGGCCCAUCCUCCAGCUCUCCAUGUUCCUGAUCAACAUCUGGCAAAUCCCUUGCGCAGUCGCACCUAACUGGGGGACUAUUGUCGUUUGCCGUGGUCUGGGUGGUCUUUCAACCGCCGGUGGCAGUGUGACCCUUGGUCUUAUUGCCGAUGUCUACGAGCGUGAAGACCAGCAAUUCCCCCUCGCAUUCAUCGUCCUGUCUUCGUGCAUUGGUACUAGUAUCGGUGGUGUCAUUGGUGGUCCCAUUGAGCGCUUCCUCGAUUGGCAAUGGUUCUUCUGGAUCCAGCUUAUCUUCGGAGCUGUGACUCAGGCAAUCAUAUUCUUCAUGCCCGAAUCCCGGUCGACCAUCAUCAUGGACAAGGAAGCCAAGCGUCGUCGCAAGACUGGUGAAGACCCGAACAUCUACGGCCCCAACGAAUUGAAGAACCCUCGUAUCUCUUUCAAAGAGGCUCUCAAGAUUUGGGCGCGUCCCUUCCACAUGCUGUUGCGUGAGCCCAUCGUCUUCUGUCUGUCGCUCCUGUCUGGAUUCUCUGAUGCGCUCAUCUUCACGUUCCUCGAGAGUUUCUCGACUGUGUAUGAGCAGGGCUGGGGCUUCGGUAUUUUGGCUCAAGCUUGGGCAGUCAUCCCUAUCAACCUGGCUUAUUUCCUUACCUACUUCUCGUACUUCCCAUGGUUCUGGCGUGAUGAGCAUCUUGCCAAGAAGUAUGGAGCUGACUUUGCGCCCGCCGAAAGAAGAUUGAAAUGGCUCCUUUGGCUCGCACCUUUUGAACCUAUUGGACUGUUUGGUUUCGCUUGGACAUCAUUCGGACAAGCGAGAGGCAUCCCUUGGAUCGCAUCUAUGAUCUUCUCCACCAUGGUCGGAAUCGCCAACUACGCUAUUUACCUGUCCUCUGUCGACUAUAUGAUCGCGGCCUAUGGUGUCUACUCGGCUUCCGCUUGUGGUGGUAAUGCAUUCGCCCGUGAUUUGCUCGCUGGUAUCUCAGCAAUGUACGCCUUCCCGAUGUACGAAAACAUCGGCGACAAGUGGCACGUCGAGUACGCUUCCACUGUUCUGGCCUGUCUGUCCUGUCUGGUCGUGCUUCCUAUUUACCUAUUCUACUGGAAGGGCCCCCAGAUCCGUGCGAGGUCCAAGUUUGCCCAGUCACUUGUUGCCGAGCGGGCUGAUAACAAUGGCCGCCGUGUGAGCAAGCCGAAGAUUGAACCUUAA
This is a messenger RNA of Penicillium atrosanguineum, 1614 nucleotides long. RefSeq lists its product as uncharacterized. Gene Ontology annotation, molecular function: transmembrane transporter activity. Lineage: Eukaryota; Fungi; Ascomycota; Eurotiomycetes; Eurotiales; Aspergillaceae. The transcript is spliced from 3 exons. Bases 1 to 1614 code for a protein of 537 amino acids. Gene Ontology annotation, biological process: transmembrane transport. The record is from RefSeq and is a predicted model, not a curated record.